AAACCAACGGCAGCAUAUUUGAGUUCACUCAGCAGCCCAGUGCCUUGGGAAGGAGAGGAGUAUUUGAAACCAGAGCUAGAAGAUGAUCUCCUACUUCAGUUUGAUAUAGAUGAUCUUUGUGAACCUACAAACGUUUUGUGUUCUAAUGGUUUAAAUGAUACCAUGAUGCUCCUUGAACAAUUAAAACAUGCGGAUCACAGAGCAAGACUCGCAGAAGCAGCCUUGGCUAGAGCACAAGAUGAUCUUCAAAAAAUGAAACAAUUUGCACGGGAUUUUGUGAUGAACACAGAUGUCGGCAGCAGCUCGUCGUCCAGCGCCAUUGCAGACCUUCAUGAGGAUGAGGAUGGUGUUUACUUCAGUUCCUAUGGGCAUUAUGGGAUACAUGAAGAGAUGCUAAAGGAUAAAGUGCGUACAGAAAGCUAUCGUGACUUCAUCUAUCAAAACUCACAUAUCUUCAAGGACAAGGUGGUUUUGGAUGUUGGCUGUGGAACUGGAAUACUCUCCAUGUUCGCCGCCAAAGCAGGCGCGAAGAGAGUGAUUGGAGUUGACCAGUCUGAAAUCGUCUAUCAGGCCAUGGACAUCAUUAGAUUAAAUAAACUUGAAAAUAUCAUUACAUUAGUCAAAGGAAGAAUUGAAGAAGUAGAUCUGCCUUUGGAAAAAGUGGAUGUCAUUAUAUCUGAAUGGAUGGGUUAUUUUCUUCUUUUUGAGUCAAUGCUGGAUUCUGUCAUCUAUGCAAAGGACAAGUACCUGGCAGAGGGAGGCUCAGUUUAUCCUGACAUUUGCACCAUUAGUUUAGUAGCUGUGGGGGAUAUGAAUAAAUAUGUGGACAAGCUGCUUUUCUGGGAAGAUGUAUAUGGCUUUGACAUGUCUUGCAUGAAGAAGGCUGUAAUUCCAGAAGCUGUUGUGGAGGUGCUGGAUCCGAACACACUGAUAUCUACAGCCGUUGUCAUUAAG
Molecule: messenger RNA, 954 nt
Organism: Balearica regulorum gibbericeps (East African grey crowned-crane)
Lineage: Eukaryota; Metazoa; Chordata; Aves; Gruiformes; Gruidae
Source: RefSeq, a predicted model, not a curated record